AUGAAGGCCACUUUUUUCGUCACUAUUGCUGCUAUGUUCGUUGCCGCUGUCUCUGCUGCCGGUGCCGGUGGAGGUGGAGGAAAGCGUAUUGAUGUUGACCAAGGCCUUGGCGGUGUUGGCAGUGAAGGUCGCGUCAGUGGUCUCUUAAACAAUGUCCUCAAAGGUGGUCUUUUGGCUGACGCCAGUGAGGGUUACGGUGUUUCCCAGGAUGCCUUUUAA
This is a messenger RNA of Radiomyces spectabilis, 219 nucleotides long. RefSeq lists its product as uncharacterized. The coding region runs from base 1 to 219 and encodes 72 amino acids. The transcript is spliced from 2 exons. Lineage: Eukaryota; Fungi; Mucoromycota; Mucoromycetes; Mucorales; Radiomycetaceae. The record is from RefSeq and is a predicted model, not a curated record.